This is a messenger RNA of Akanthomyces muscarius, 1515 nucleotides long. RefSeq lists its product as uncharacterized. The record is from RefSeq and is a predicted model, not a curated record. Gene Ontology annotation, molecular function: acetyltransferase activity. The coding region runs from base 1 to 1515 and encodes 504 amino acids. The transcript is spliced from 6 exons. Gene Ontology annotation, biological process: mycotoxin biosynthetic process. Lineage: Eukaryota; Fungi; Ascomycota; Sordariomycetes; Hypocreales; Cordycipitaceae.
AUGACUGUCCCAUCCGCUACCGAGCUCCCAGCCUUGGCACCGAAGGCACAUAGAUGGGAGAAAUCCAACACCAAUGAGCACAGCAUUCAGCGUCGUAGCGUCGGCGCCGAGGCAAUUGUUGGGCUGGAGGGGCAGAACAGAAAGGGCCAGUAUGAUCUUUACAUGGUUGCCACUCUCGAAACGGUAGUUCCGGUCACUUCCGCCACAGUCCUGACCCUUGCACACCUGAAAGAGAAGUUUGAACUGGCUCUGCUGGCCGCUCGCUUUCAACACCCUGAAUGCGCGGCCACAGUGUCGUGGGAUGAGCACGUGUCCGCCAUCAUCUCGUAUCAGCCGCCCAAAGACAAUGAAGCAGCUCUCGCCUGGGCAAAAGACUGCAUCCAUAUCCAGCCUACCACGAGAAGCGCAUACGAUGUUUGGGGCGAGCUGGAGAUGGAAAGGUCUGCGAAUAAUGUCAUCAUACCAUCAAAGUCAUUUGAGGUGUUCCUACUCGCGAAUGUUCUCCAUCAGGACGCCCGUAUCCCUGCGGGCGCUGCUGUAGAUGUUUUGAUCCAUACAAACCACCUUUUCUGGGACGGUAUCAGCUGUCUUGGACAGAGCGCGCCAAAGUUCAAUUGGGGACAAGAGGUAAAGAAUCUCUGUCCGCCUAUUCUCGAUUCAUUGUCUAUCGACGUCGAAACCUUGGGCGCAGAGUUCGAUAACAAGUGCAAAGAAUAUACAUCCGCGCUUGUUGGCAAUUAUAGCAGCCGAGGCCUUCCGUUUACACCAGGGCUUGGAUUACCACGCUGCGAGCUUCUGACGCUUAGCGCCGAAAACUCCAAAUCUGUCAUCAAGAAUAUCAAGACCCGUCUUGGUCCCGAGUUUACCAUCACGCACCUUACACAGGCCGCAAUUUUGCUCGCUCUGUUGGACACCCUCAAGCCCACGGAUUUGACCGACGACGAGGUCUUUGUAACACCAACGUCGGUGGAUGGCCGCCGAUGGAUGCGGCCAGAAGUAGCAAACAGCUUUUACUCCAUGUGCCAGACCGCCGCCGUCGUGCGGGUCGAGAAUCUCAAGUCCAUUCACGUCAGCCAUGAAGAUUCGUCGGAGACACAGGUCAAGGCCCUGGAGCGUGCUUGUCGGGACGUCAAGGCUUCAUAUGACCAGUGGCUCAAAAAUCCGUACCAGCAAGCGCUUGGACUGAGGGUACAUAACUUUGAAGCAAGCUACUUGCAAGCAAACCCGAUACCGUUUCAGAAAAAAGAGGCCAACCCGUUGUUUAUCAGUGACGGAAUUAACGAACGCUUCCUUCCGCGCGACAUAGUCUCGAGUGCGACGGCAGAGACCAUUUUUACCGUGGAGAGGUUUAGCUUCCUCGUGAACCAGAUGCUUCCCUAUCUGGCAAUCCGACUUGACAGCUGGAAAGAUGCCUCCACGGUAAGCAUCAUCUACAACGAGGCCAACUACACCAAAGCAGUGGUACAAGCUUUUCUCAAGUCAAUCACCGACUUUAUACUGGUCUUUAUGGCGUGA